Molecule: messenger RNA, 2345 nt
Organism: Orycteropus afer afer
Lineage: Eukaryota; Metazoa; Chordata; Mammalia; Tubulidentata; Orycteropodidae
Gene: EDIL3
Product: EGF like repeats and discoidin domains 3
Molecular function (GO): calcium ion binding
Source: RefSeq, a predicted model, not a curated record
UCUGGCAGGGGCGGGGUCUGCCACUGCCCCACGUUGCCACUUCGGUGACACUACCCUCUGUGCCUACCCCUGCCCUGCUGGGGUCACGUUUGGGAGACCGGAUCAUGACUCGUUCCGUGGCCGUCUGGCUCUUGGUCGGACUCAGCCUCGGUGUCCCCCAAUUCUGCAAAGGUGAUGUUUGUGAUCCCAGUCCAUGUGAAAAUGGAGGUAUCUGUUUGUCAGGGUUGGGUGAUGACUCCUAUUCCUGUGAGUGUCCAGAUGGCUUCACAGAUCCCAACUGUUCUAGUGUUGUGGAGGUUGCAUCGGAUGAAGAGCCAACCACAGCAGGUCCCUGCAGCCCCAAUCCAUGCCACAAUGGAGGAACCUGUGAAAUAAGUGAAGCAUACCGAGGGGACACAUUCAUAGGCUAUGUUUGUAAAUGUCCUCCAGGAUUUAAUGGGAUUCAUUGUCAACACAAUAUAAAUGAAUGUGAAGCUGAGCCUUGCAAAAAUGGUGGAAUAUGUACAGAUCUCGUUGCUAAUUAUUCCUGUGAAUGCCCAGGUGAAUUUAUGGGAAGAAAUUGUCAAUAUAAAUGCUCAGGCCCAUUGGGAAUUGAAGGUGGAAUAAUAUCAAAUCAGCAAAUCACAGCAUCAUCUACCCACCGAGCUCUUUUUGGACUCCAAAAAUGGUAUCCCUAUUAUGCACGUCUUAAUAAAAAGGGGCUUAUCAAUGCCUGGACAGCUGCAGAAAAUGACAGAUGGCCAUGGAUUCAGAUAAAUUUGCAAAGGAAAAUGCGGGUCACUGGUGUGAUUACCCAAGGAGCCAAGAGGAUUGGAAGCCCAGAAUAUAUAAAAUCAUACAAAAUUGCCUAUAGUAAUGAUGGAAAGACUUGGGCAAUGUACAAAGUGAAAGGAACCAAUGAAGACAUGGUGUUCCGUGGAAAUGUUGAUAACAACACCCCCUAUGCCAACUCUUUCACACCACCCAUAAAAGCUCAAUAUGUCAGACUUUAUCCUCAAGUUUGUCGAAGGCAUUGCACUUUAAGAAUGGAACUUCUUGGCUGUGAGCUAUCAGGCUGCUCUGAACCUCUGGGGAUGAAAUCAGGACAUAUACAAGACUACCAGAUUACUGCCUCCAGCAUCUUCAGAACUCUCAAUAUGGACAUGUUCACUUGGGAACCAAGGAAAGCUCGUCUGGAUAAGCAAGGCAAAGUGAAUGCCUGGACUUCCGGACACAACGACCAGUCACAAUGGUUACAGGUGGAUCUUCUUGUUCCUACCAAAGUGACUGGCAUCAUCACACAAGGAGCUAAAGAUUUUGGCCAUGUUCAGUUUGUAGGGUCCUACAAACUAGCUUACAGCAAUGAUGGAGAACACUGGACUGUAUAUCAGGAUGAAAAGCAAAGAAAAGAUAAGGUUUUCCAGGGUAACUUUGACAAUGACACCCAUAGAAAAAAUGUCAUUGACCCUCCCAUCUAUGCACGGCACAUAAGAAUCCUUCCUUGGUCCUGGUAUGGGAGAAUCACACUUCGAUCAGAGCUUCUGGGAUGCACAGAGGAGGAAUGAGGAGACCACACGUUCCAUAACCCUCUUACUUCCCCAAAAGUAUCUCCAUGGAAUGAACUGUGCAAAAUCUGUAGGAAAAUGAAUGGAGUUUUUUUCAUGAAAAAGUGCUCAAUUUAUGGUAGGCCACUGUCUUUAAGGAGGUCUAUGGCUGCCUUUUCAAUGCUUCAGUUUGAUUUUUAUUGUUUAAAUUCCUUUAGUAACAUCACAUUAACUGUGAAUUACUUUUCUCAUUGUUUUCUGAGUGAUUCACACUGUUUGAAAUGUAUUGGGGAAAGAAAGUAGCAUUAUUUUAUAGCAAGGGUAAAGAGAAAUCUCAUAGUUAUUAAAUAGCAACAAAUGUUAGUACAGCUUUUAAAAUCAAUAAUCAAUUCUUACAAAAGGAAUACUGCAAUGAUAGCAAUAAGUUUUUUUCUCCCUUCUGUAAUGACUCUACUACCCUAAUUGUUUCCCUGUACCUACCAAAAACUGUCAGUGUUUAUAACAGAAUUUUGAAGAAGAAUCUGUAAUAUGCAGUACUGAUAUUAUAAUCUUCUUUUUGCUUCCAUUGAUUUAUUUUAUUUUAGUUCUACUCUAUAUGCUUUAUAUUAUAUUAUGUGAAUACGUCUUUCUUUGGUUGAAUUUCUUCCUAUUAUUUGCCUAAAAGAAAGGCUAUGUUUCUUUAUAUAUAUGGAACAUAAUUGAAUAUUUGUUGAUUGAGCUGUAUUUAUUAUCAGUAGAUUGGGUCUGCAAUUUUAUUUGAAGGAAACUGUACUAAUAUAAUUUUGAAAUACUUCCUUUAUAGAGAACUGCAUACUGUCAUUU